Messenger RNA from Lepus europaeus (European hare), 918 nucleotides. RefSeq names its product vomeronasal type-1 receptor 2-like. The record is from RefSeq and is a predicted model, not a curated record. Gene Ontology annotation, molecular function: pheromone receptor activity. NCBI's taxonomy places the organism in Eukaryota, Metazoa, Chordata, Mammalia, Lagomorpha, Leporidae. Bases 1 to 918 code for a protein of 305 amino acids. Gene Ontology annotation, biological process: G protein-coupled receptor signaling pathway. Gene Ontology annotation, cellular component: membrane. The transcript has a single exon.
AUGAUCUCUGUGGAUUUAAAAGUAGGAAUGUUCUUUCUGUUCCAGAUGGUUAUUGGAAUACUGGGGAAUUUCUCACUUUUGUGUCGUUAUACAUCCCUUUAUUUCAGCGGAUGCAGGCUGAGACCCAUGGACUUGAUUCUCAGGCACCUGACUGUAGCCAACUCCUUGGUCAUUGUCUCCAGAGGAAUCCCAUUGACCAUGGCAGCUAUUGGCUUAAAACAUUUCACCAGUAGUUAUGGGUGCAAAAUUCUUUUAUAUGUUCACAGAGUAGCCAGGGGUGUGUCCAUUGCUACCACCUGCCUCUCGAGUGUCUUCCAGGUUAUCAUAAUCAACCCUAGGAACUCCAGGUGGGCCGUGAUUAAAACAAAAGCCACAAGGUACGCUGGAUCCUCUAAUAUCCUAUGCUGGGUCUUCCACAUGCUGGUGAAUAUCACUUUUCCUAUUUAUAUGACUGACAAACAGACCAGUGAAAACAUCACACAGAACAAAUAUUCAGCAUAUUGUCCUGCUCCACUUCAUGACAAAGUCAUAGGCUCAGUAUAUGCAGCACUGACAUCUUCCCACGAUGUUUCGUGUUUGGGACUUAUGACCUGGGCCAGCGGCUCCAUGGUUUUCAUCCUGUACAGGCACAAGCAGCAGGUCCAACACAUCCAUGGGACCCAUUUCUCCCCUAGAUCCUCCCCUGAGGCCAGAGCCACCCAAAGCAUCCUUGUCUUGGUGAGUACCUUUGUAUUAUUUUAUGCCCUUUCUUCUAUCAUUUAUGUUUACUUAGCUGUUUUUGAUAAUUCCAGUUGGUGGCUGGUGCGCAUCGCUGCACUAAUCACUGCAGGUUUUCCAACUAUUAGCCCCUUUGUUCUCAUGUGUCGUGAGCCCGGCUCAUCCAGGCUCUGCUUUGUCUGCUGUGGAAGAGACAUGUAA